This is a messenger RNA of Colletotrichum chrysophilum, 990 nucleotides long. RefSeq lists its product as uncharacterized. The record is from RefSeq and is a predicted model, not a curated record. The transcript is spliced from 2 exons. NCBI's taxonomy places the organism in Eukaryota, Fungi, Ascomycota, Sordariomycetes, Glomerellales, Glomerellaceae. Bases 1 to 990 code for a protein of 329 amino acids.
AUGCGCUCCUACCAAUCCGCCUCGGCGCUCCUGGCGCUCCUCGCAACUACCGCCUCAGCCGUCACUCCCGCGAGGUUGCACUGCCUCCGAUCGCGAAAUGUCGAACUUUCCCGGCUGAGUGGCUGCGGUAUGGCGGGCUCCGUUGCAGCCUGCCUGUUUAUGAUUCCCGACGACGUUACACAGGCCGAUCUCGAGACUUGCUGGAUCAACUCCGGCUGCGACUUCACCGAGUCAAUGGUGGAGGCUCAAUGGGCCCUGGACAGAUGUGAUGAGUAUGGCAACAUUGCCCAAGAGCUGAAAAUCCGCCACUUCGGCAUCGUCCAGGCUCCCGCGGAGACGACAACGACAGCUGCCACCGCUGCCACCGCUGCCACCACAGCCAGUGCUGCAACCACUACCACGGCGGCCUCUACUGCCGGUACUGGCACCACUGCUACUGGCACCACCGCCGCUUCAACCGGUACUGGGACCACAGGCACCGGAACAACCGCGACGACCAAGGUCUGCUCUACCACGACGACCAAGUCGACGACUGCUUGCCCCGUCCAAUCCACCGGUACCGCUUCUGGCAAGACCAUCACUAGUGGUUGCUACUCCACGACCGUCGCGUUCGAGACAUGCGCCGCGGGCAUGCUUUGCCAGGACGAUUCUUCCGGCAACCCUUCUUGCUUGGUGAUUGAUAACACCCUCAGCGGUGCUGGUAUCGCUGUCGCUCUCUUCUUCGCGAUUGCCGGCACUGGCGCCAUCGCGCUCAUCACCUUCCUCUGCUGCCGCGACCGCAAGAACAGGAAGCGCAUCCUCGCUAAGGCCGAGGCAGCGGCCAUUGCGAAGGAGGCAAAGCUGGCCAAGAAGCCCACGAUCGCCGUUGAGCAGCCUCUCAUGGCCAACGACGGCAACCAGCAGCCGUACAACGAUGACCACAGCAACGACCACAACAAUGGCCAUGCCAACAACGGCCACAACCCCUUUGACAACCGCAACCACAUGUAA